Cladocopium goreaui is the source of this 860-nucleotide messenger RNA. Lineage: Eukaryota; Dinophyceae; Suessiales; Symbiodiniaceae. The record is from the annotation of a GenBank genome assembly.
UGAAAAUCGGCAUAAAACUGCCAUGGGACGACCACAUUAACACAUCCAACGUUGCUACAUGUGCUGUUGCCCUGGCGCGCUGUGGUGAUGUUCAAAUUCCCUCACACUCCAACGGAACAGGAACCCAAUGAACGGCCUGCAAGGAGAGCAUCCUUUGGUGAGAGCAGCAAGGAUCCUGGUCAUACCUUGCCUUUUCCUGGCCUGGUGACUGUGGUGCAUAGCGAGGAGGAACUUGACUACAUCCUGGCUGGCCUGGGAAGCAGGUGGGUUGUCCUGGAGUUGUGGGCUCCCUGGUCCGCCGCCUGCGCGGCAAUUCGCAGUGAGUUCGAGGUCUUAGCGAAGAGUUAUCCAACAUGGAUUUUUCUUCGUGCUGACAUUGGCCAAUUGCCUGGGAUUGCGAGCCGUUGGUCUGUGACGCGCAUACCUUUGUAUGUCUUCUUCUGGCAGGGCAUUGAGGAGACAGAGUUUGCUGGAGCAUCUGUGCGCAAGUUGCGGGAGGUGCUCGAUGAUUGCACCAUGCUGGGGCCAGCUGAAGUUGCGGCUCAUGCAGAUCCUGCUGGGCGCGUGAGCGACUGGAAGUUGAAUCCUGAAGGUGCAGACUGACUUCAGCACCGGCUUGCCGACUGAGCCACAAAGCAUGGCCUAUUCACAGCGGCCUGUCCAAAACGGUCCGCUUGCAGCAAAAGUUCUCCAAGAGCUUUGCUGCGGUUAGUGGAUGGAUGUGGAUGGUGUUUACCGUUACCAGAUGUGCAAGACACCCGUGGCAUCCCGUGGCUACAGAUUUUGCUCUGGCAAAUCUGUUGCCAAGUUGCCUAACGGGCCUAACACGUUUGAGUGUGACACUGAAAAAAUCUGAAAAA